Molecule: messenger RNA, 954 nt
Organism: Nanorana parkeri
Lineage: Eukaryota; Metazoa; Chordata; Amphibia; Anura; Dicroglossidae
Product: olfactory receptor 6B1-like
Exons: 1
Coding region: 1-954 (317 amino acids)
Biological process (GO): G protein-coupled receptor signaling pathway
Cellular component (GO): membrane
Molecular function (GO): olfactory receptor activity; G protein-coupled receptor activity
Source: RefSeq, a predicted model, not a curated record
AUGUAUGUCAAUCAAAGUACGCCGUCUGGAUUCAGAAUUCUGGGAUUUCCUGGACCUCCCAGCAUGCAAUACAUUUUCUUCCUCCUCCUGCUGAUAACAUACCUAUUAACUCUCCUGAGCAACUCUGUGAUCAUAACUAUUACUCUGCGAGAGAGCCGCCUGCACACCCCCAUGUACUAUUACCUGCGCAAUCUCUCUUUUCUGGAAAUCUGUUACGUCUCUGUGACUGUCCCCAAAAUCCUCAGCACCCUCAACCCACGCGGGAGAUACAUUUCAUUCUACGGCUGCAUGGCUCAGUUCCUUGUGUUCUUUUCUUUGGGGUCCACCGAAUGCCUCCUGUUCGGCAUUAUGGCCUACGACCGCUACCUGGCCAUCUGCAAACCACUACAUUACACAACCUUGAUGAGUACGACCAUGUGCCGCGGUCUUAGCAUGUGCGCGGUCAUUGGCGGCUUCCUAACCACUUCCCCCCAAAUAUUCUUACUCUUCCGACUUCCAUUCUGCGGUAGCGACAUCAACCAUUUCUUUUGUGACGCCCCGCCGCUGUUGCAGUUGUGUUGCGGAGAUACUUAUGUUAUUAAUUUGAUGGACUUCUUUAAUGCUUCCUUAGUGAUACUGACUUCAUUAACAGUGACUCUGACUUCCUAUGUGUAUAUCAUUGGCACGAUCAUUAGGAUACAGACUACCACCGGUCGAAGGAAAACCUUCUCUACCUGUUUCUCCCAUUUAAUUGUCGUAUCGGUUUAUUACAGCUCCAUUACGUUCAUGUAUAUGAGGCCGAAGCUGAGCAGUUCUUUUAGCCUAAACCGGGUUUUGGGAGUUUUUUACACAGUGAUAACGCCGGUUCUUAACCCUUUAAUUUAUUGUUUAAGAAAUACAGAGGUGAAAGAAGCCAUUAGAAAUCAACUCUUCAAGCAAACCUCAAAGAAAGUGUUACAAGAAAACUACAAAUGA